CCUGCCGGAGCCUCUAUAAAAGAGGCGGCCGCCGGAAGCUGCCUUCAGACGCCGGAAUGGCGCUGAGGGGGAAGUUAAUUGCUGUACUCGGGGACGAGGAUACCUGCACUGGGUUCCUGCUCGGCGGUAUCGGAGAGUUAAACAAGAACCGCCGGCCCAACUUCCUGGUGGUGGAGAAGGAGACGAGCGUGACCGAGAUCGAAGAGACCUUCAAGAGUUUCUUGAGCCGUGAUGACAUUGGGAUCAUCCUGAUCAAUCAGUACAUUGCAGAAAUGAUUCGUCACGUCAUUGAUGCCCAUACUCUCUCCAUUCCUGCUGUGUUGGAAAUCCCUUCCAAGGAGCACCCGUAUGAUGCAUCCAAGGACUCCAUCCUGCGCCGUGCUAAGGGAAUGUUCAGUACUGAUGACUUCCGGUAGCCGGACUUGCUUGGAGCUGUUCACUCCAGUCUUGCCUCGCUUUUGUGUAGUCUUGUAAUGUAGUGUGCAAAGCAUGGAGUCUGCUUUCAAAUCAAUCAUUCCCCAUGGAAAGUUGUCUUCCCCACUCCUGAGAUGACUGUCCCAACCCAGAGCUUUGGUGUGCUGGUUGCCAAGAUGUUUCUGUUCUCCUGGAGUAGUGUUACCAUCACCAGUAAUAGGAUGUGAACUUCUGUUGAUUUUUUUUUUUGCAUUUGUCCUGCACUGUUACUGCCCUAGAUGUAUUUGAUGGAUUGUUUGUAGAGGAAAGAUUACUCUUCUGUCAUGUUUAAUUGUAUCAUUUGAUUUUAUUUCUGUUAGAUUAUUGAAGGUUGGACAGAAGGUGACCCCAACCAAUCAGUUUUUUUUAAACAUUCUCCAAGCUGGAAAUGAUUUGGAACUGUUCAUGCAUCAAGCACUGGUACCUGGGCUGAGGGUUGGUGAGAAGCUGGUGUUGUUAUUUAAUAGGUAUACACCACUAAAAACAAUGGUUGAUUACUGAAUCCUCACAUGCACCCUGACCACUCCUAGUUUGUACUGGUUAACAGAUGCUGAAUGCAGUUUCUAUCUGGUUUUGUUGAGUUUUUCUUGUGCCCUUUGAGGAGUUGUUUAUAGUGCUGCUGAGUCCUGAUCUGUACAUCAAUAAAUAAACACCAAGUUCUAUCUUGC
This is a messenger RNA of Rhincodon typus (whale shark), 1121 nucleotides long. It is a transcript of the gene atp6v1f, whose product is annotated as ATPase H+ transporting V1 subunit F. Gene Ontology annotation, biological process: proton transmembrane transport. Gene Ontology annotation, cellular component: proton-transporting V-type ATPase, V1 domain; membrane. The transcript is spliced from 2 exons. Gene Ontology annotation, molecular function: proton-transporting ATPase activity, rotational mechanism. The coding region runs from base 57 to 416 and encodes 119 amino acids. The record is from RefSeq and is a predicted model, not a curated record. Lineage: Eukaryota; Metazoa; Chordata; Chondrichthyes; Orectolobiformes; Rhincodontidae.